CGCUUGGCCGCCGGCAUACGGCAUCGACCCGUCUGAUCCACGGACGAACGUGAACAAGCGACACUGCUGAGACGGGAAGUUUGGAUCAGGUACGUUGAUUGUCCCGGGUCGCGAUCGCGUCCGCAUGGACGCUUUGCACACAGCCUCCCUGGGACCGAAAUCGUCGCUUGCUCGUCUGCGCGUCUCGAACUCGUCGAUUUUGUCGCGCCGAUGUACCUCCUGACCGCUGUACGCUCGUGGGUCUCUUGCAGCAAUCGCGGGUGCAGCAUCGACCAUCAUCAGCGGCCAUCUUGCCCCGAAGUGCGCUUGUAUAUAUCCUUAUAUAUCGCAUGCUCGUCUCUAAGCCAUCGCGCCGCGCGCGGCCAGUCAUAGUCCACUUUCUCGUUCAUGGCCCUGCGCUAUUUUGCCUUUUCGAUUUACAGUUUUUCUACUCUCCGUGUCCGCGUCCGCUUCUCGCCUCCGUGAUAUAUCAAAUACGAAUCCUCGGUCUCUUUCUGUCUCUUUGUGGUUCUGAGUCCUUUAUCUGAUUGCUUCGGUGUGCGCGCGCGACAUCCAUCCCGCGUGUGCAUCUUCAAGUACCUAUCCAGGUGCGGCGAUCACUGCUUAUUGUGUGUCUGUGUGCAGAUUUAGAGACCGUCUGCUCUGUGCUGCUGUACAUAUCGAUGCCUGUAGCACACACAAGCAGCUCUUCAGUACGUUAUGGGUGUUACACACGCAGGAGUGAAGAUCCGCCCGGACUCGCCGUCUAUCGCACCCGCGAUACAUGCGGACGCAGACGAGCCCUGCCGCCCACGUCCACCAUCGAUAGCCCUGUCCCGGUACUCGCACACGUCGAUGGGUCCGCACAGGCGGAGUGCGCACGAUUUGUCCAGCGAAAAAAAAACACUUGCUUCUGUGGAAAUCACGCGCUGAAUGUGGCCAUUGCUAUAUACCUAGCCCGUCUCGACGAAAAAGUUCAUAAAGACAUAGUUCACGAUUCGGUACAGUGUCGAGCAGGCGCCUUCCGGAUGAGCAAUAUGAAACCGACGGCAACUGCGAGUUGAAUUGAAUCAGACUGUUCGUGCCCCUACAGACACGUACACUCAAUUUAUCUAUU
This is a messenger RNA of Heterobasidion irregulare TC 32-1, 1096 nucleotides long. RefSeq lists its product as uncharacterized. Lineage: Eukaryota; Fungi; Basidiomycota; Agaricomycetes; Russulales; Bondarzewiaceae. The record is from RefSeq and is a predicted model, not a curated record. The coding region runs from base 663 to 1043 and encodes 126 amino acids. The transcript has a single exon.